Molecule: messenger RNA, 1425 nt
Organism: Didymodactylos carnosus
Lineage: Eukaryota; Metazoa; Rotifera; Eurotatoria; Philodinida; Philodinidae
Source: the annotation of a GenBank genome assembly
AUGCUAUUAUCGUCAAUGUCUAGUGUUGAUAUCGAAAGUUUAGCAACAGAUUUCUAUGGCCUAAUACAAUCAUUUUAUCAUGCACCACUGUAUCAUAUUAUUUUGGAAAUUUUAUUAUUUUUUGCUGUUAUGUGGCUAUUAUUUUUUCGUAAACCACGUCCAAUUGAAAAAAAGUUAACUGAAAAAGAAAAACAAGAAUUAAUUGAUGAAUGGCAACCGGAACCGUUAGUACCCACUGUUGAUCCAAAUCAUCCAGCAUUGAAUGUUCGAAUAUUAGAUGGCCCAGUAGGAAAAUAUAUUACAAUUGAUAAUGAACAAAGUUUAAAUUUUGCUUCAUUGAAUUUUUUAAAUUUUGUCGGUAAUGAACGUAUACAAAGUAAAUCAAUUCAAGCUGUACAGAAGUACGGUGUGGGAUCCUGUGGUCCUCGUGGAUUUUAUGGAACAAUUGAUAUUCAUUUAGAAUUAGAAGAGCGUUUAGCACGUUUUUUUGGUUGUGAAGAAGGCAUAAUUUAUUCAUACGGAUUUUCAACUAUUGCCAGUAUUAUACCAGCUUAUUCGAAACGUAAUGAUGUUAUAUUUGUUGACGAAGGAGUUCAUUAUGCUAUACAAAAAGGCAUUGAAGCCUCUCGUAGUAAUAUCAAAUGGUUUAAACAUAAUGAUUUGGAUGAUUUAGAACGUUUAUUAAUUGAACAAGAAAAUCUAGACAAAAAAAAUAUUAAAAAAGCACGUGCAACAAGACGUUUUCUCAUUGUCGAAGGUUUAUAUAUGAAUUAUGGUGAUUUAUGUCCUUUACCGCGAAUGGUCGAAUUAAAAUAUAAAUAUAAAUAUCGAAUAUUUAUUGAUGAAUCUGUAUCGUUUGGUACAAUUGGACAAACAGGACGUGGCAUUACAGAAUAUUAUAAUAUUGAUCGUCAACAAAUUGAUCUAAUAUCAAGUACAUUAGAGUAUGCUGCCGGUUCAAUUGGAGGAUUUGCUGUUGGUAGUUCAUUUGUUGUUGAUCAUCAACGUUUAUCUGCACAAGGUUAUUGUUUUUCGGCAUCUCUACCUCCUCUAUUAGCUGCGGCGGCUAUUGAAGCAUUAAAUAUAAUGGAAGAAAAUUCUGACUUAUUUGAAACAUUAAUGUAUAAAUCUGAACAGUUACAUAAUAAACUGAUUGCCAUAAAAGGUUAUAUUAUACAAGGUGAUUAUUUAUCACCUCUGAAACAUAUUCGAUUACCUAAUGAAUUUAAUACAACUGGACGUUUAGAAUCUAUUGUACAUUUUGCACAAACAAAACAUAUAACAAUAACUGUUGCACGUUAUUUACAAGAUGAACAUGUUUUACCACAACCAUCUAUACGUUUGAUUCUGAAUGUUGAUAUAACUGAAGAAGAAAUGGAUUUUCUAUGUGCUGUGUUACAAGAAGCAUUGGUUGUGACAAUUUGA